Molecule: messenger RNA, 819 nt
Organism: Emys orbicularis (European pond turtle)
Lineage: Eukaryota; Metazoa; Chordata; Testudines; Emydidae
Gene: TPRG1
Product: tumor protein p63 regulated 1
Exons: 5
Coding region: 1-819 (272 amino acids)
Cellular component (GO): cytoplasm
Source: RefSeq, a predicted model, not a curated record
AUGUCUAACAGUGAGCACAACCAAGACUUCCAGAUGGUGGAGCAAAUGGAAGAGACGGGCGAAAGAAAAGCUGGCGAUGGAAAAGGUCCAGAGUUCAACCCAAGUGGAGGCAAGGGGUCCCCAUCUGUGACUUCUGAGUCUACUCCCUUCCCAAAUUCUUACGUCAACCUGCAUGCCAUGAGGAAAUUCUUUGUUACAAGGCCAGGAGCAUUUGACCAAGCCAUAGAAGAUCUAAAAAUCCAUGUGGUCAAGAAUUCGGGGGAAACUGCUCAGAGCUUCUGGCUUUUGUCCGAGAUAGAUCACUGGAACAACGAGAGGGAGCGUGUCAUGGUGAUCACAGAUGCCAACCUCCUGGUCUGCAAAUAUGACUUCAUAAUGCUCAGCUGUCUCCAGGUGCAGCGGAUCCCCCUGAGCUACAUCGACCGUAUCUGCCAUGGCCAGUUCACCUUUCCUGAGAGGUCCCUGGACAAGAGGGAGGGAGAAGGCCUGAGAAUCUACUGGGAUAAUCUGAAAGAGCCAUCUGCCCUGUCCCGUUGGAAUCCAUGGGCCACGGAUAUCCCUUAUGCAACUUUCACAGAACAUCCAGUGAAGAACAGCAGCGAAAGGUUCAGUGCCAUCUGCCAGAUGUCCGAGUUCGCUGCUCAGUUGGUCCGGGCCGUUCAGACCGCCCAGAGCAAGAACCCGGCGCCAGGCAAAACCAGCGGCGUUGUGGUCCUGAAUCAACCCCUCCUGAUCGACACCUACAUGGGUUUUAUGUCUUUCAUUGGGAACCGAAACAAACUUGGUUAUUCCCUUGCCCGUGGGAGUGUUGGCUUUUGA